Molecule: messenger RNA, 1827 nt
Organism: Paramormyrops kingsleyae
Lineage: Eukaryota; Metazoa; Chordata; Actinopteri; Osteoglossiformes; Mormyridae
Product: ras association domain-containing protein 8-like
Source: RefSeq, a predicted model, not a curated record
GGUACAUGCAUGUAAAUGUGUGUGCAUGUGUGUACUUACUCCAACCAGCUGACCAAAGUUGGCAUCGCUGCCGUCGGCAUAGUUCUUCACAGGUCAGACCCACUAACUCACGCUUCCUAUAACGUCUGGAUACGCAUCCGCACGGAGCAAGAGUGCACAUCAAGGGACUCUGGGCCUACAAGGAUGGAGCUUAAGGUGUCUGUUGACGGUGUCCAGCGUAUCGUCUGCGGAGUCACAAAGAAAACCACAUGCCAGGAAGUAGUCAUAGCUCUGGCCCAAGCCCUGGGACGUCCAGGUCGGUACUCACUAAAGGAAAAAUUCAAGGAGUAUGAGCGCAGCAUGACCCCCAGUGAGCACCUCCUAGAAUCUCUGGAAAAGUACGGUCAGCAAGCUAGGGAGGUACAGCUCACCCUGCAGCAUCUUGGGCCUUCGACAGUGGAGGACAAUGGGCUCUCUAGUGCUGGGCCUCCUCUAAGGAAGUCGGAGGUGGGAAGCAAACACCGGGCAGCAAGAAGAGCUGCUUCUGCACAUCGCCAAAGCCUGCCACCUUUGUCUCGUCUAAGGUUAGACGCAGAGCCUCCUCACACUGCUGAGGUCAAGGGGCAAAAACGCAAAUCUUUUACACUGGUGGAGGAAGCAAGGGGCUGGCUGGAGAGCCUGGGCUGGAAUGGGAGGUUCCAGGGGAUACAGGAGAAAGAAAAGGGUUUGGAUACUGAGAAGACAGAGAGCCGUCAGUCUCCUGAAGUUGACUCUGGGCUGUUCUCCUCCACAGAAAGAGGAAGCCGUAAAUUCCCUACAGUUACCACACAUCAGAAGAGGGAGAGUCUCCUUUGUGAGCCUGACAGUAGGGCAAAGGGUUUAGACAAGAAUGAAGACAUGAAGAGCAUGCAGUUCCUUACUCAUAAAGUGAAUGAGGAACAGGAUGCAUUGCGAACGCUGUUGGUUUGCCAGCAGACCCGUCUUCAUGAACUGCAGGCGCAAAUUGACGCAGUUGAGGCUCAGAUUAAUAAGUUGGAGGAGGAACAUCAAUCGGAGAAGGAGCAAGAAUUCAUUCAGCACUGGGAGAAUGAACUGAGAGCAGAGGAGGCCUAUGGACAAGACCUGCAGCAGCAGUUUUUGGAGAUGAAGCGGAAGGCUUCGGAAUGCAAGGCAAGGCUAGAAGAAUACAAAUUCCGACUUCGCGGCCUGGGGGAAGGCCAGAACCUUAACUUUGCUGUUGCACAGGGUGAGGAUUCAGGUACUCUGUACUCUGAUUCACCAAUCAGAGGGGGUUUUCAAGAGGAAGAGGAGAAGCUUUUGCAAGCAGGGAACAGGACUGGGAGAAACACAAUGCUGACUCCCAUUGGAGAGCCCUGUCUAUCCUUGGGACAAAUUUUGAGAUGUCAAAACAUGCACACAGGACCCAGUGCACCAGAACAACUUCGUGAGCGUUGGGUGAGAAAUGCCAUGUUUCGCUGCUCAGAAGUCACAAUGUAUCCGAGUAGCACAAGGGUCUGAAGAAGGGUGGGGGGUUUCUUGUAGUCAGGAUUUUCUUUUACUUCAGUAGACCUAGUGCUCUUUACCAUUAAGUUACCAUUUAACUGCAUAAAGUUAAGUCCCCUUAAAAAGUCAUAAUAAAAAGUUUGAUUUCUGGGGACUCUGCACAAUUAGCAUCAGUUCUUCUCUAAAUGCAAUGGGGCAAAUGAACAUCGAGGUACAGGGUAAAUCUUUAACUGUAUUGAAAUGUUCACGUUUUGUUAAGUGUAUUUCCAUUAGAUUAUGGGGAUUCAAUGCACUCUUUUUUUCAUUUCUUGCACCAAGGCCAAUAAAUGUACUGAAAAGGGGAAA